Molecule: messenger RNA, 3588 nt
Organism: Pseudozyma flocculosa PF-1
Lineage: Eukaryota; Fungi; Basidiomycota; Ustilaginomycetes; Ustilaginales; Ustilaginaceae
Exons: 3
Coding region: 1-3588 (1195 amino acids)
Biological process (GO): protein retention in Golgi apparatus; retrograde transport, endosome to Golgi
Cellular component (GO): endosome
Molecular function (GO): phosphatidylinositol binding
Source: RefSeq, a predicted model, not a curated record
AUGAAGGUGCUCGUCACCGGCGCAUCCGGCCUCCUCGGCCGCGCCGUCCACGCCCGCUUCCUCGAGCACCACCACCAGGUCAAGGCGCUCGCCUUCACGCGCGCCGACCCGCAACGCUCCCUCGAGAAGCUCGACCUGACCGACGAGACCGCCCUCAAGGCCUGCCUCGACGACUUCCAGCCGGACGUCAUCAUCCACACAGCGGCCGAGCGCAGGCCGGACGUCGUCGAGCGAGACCCGCAAGCCUCGAACGCCAUCAACGUCGACGUGCCUGCAUCCCUCGCCCAGCUCGCCGCACACCUGCCCACUGUGCCCCUCCUCGUCAACAUCUCGACCGACUACGUCUUUGACGGCAGCAAGCCCCCCUACAAGGUCGACGACCACGCAAAUCCGCUCAAUUCCUACGGCGUCUCUAAGCUGCAGGGCGAGCGCGCCGUCGCCCAGCACGCCAAGCCGGGCCACUUUACCAACCUCCGCGUGCCCGUCCUCUACGGCGCAGCGGCUGCCAACAGCGAGUCGGCCGUCAACGUCCUCCUCGACGCCAUCCAGCCCCGCACGGACGGCAGCGCCGUCAAGUGCGAUGCCUACGCCGUCCGCUACCCGACCUGCGUCGACGACGUGGCCACGGCCCUCGUCCGCCUGUCGGACGUCUUUGCGCAGCAACCGGCCGACGCCAAGGACAUCCCGCCCACCACCCACUUUUCCGCAAAGGAGGCCAUGACCAAGUACGACAUGUGCCUCGUCCUCUCGCGCGUCGCCAACGCCGUCGGCCUCGAGACCCGCACCGACCACCUCGACCCCGAGUACGAGGUCGACCCGCUGGCCGCCACCGCCCGACCGCGCCACUGCAAGUUGGACACGAGCGUCCUCGAGGGUCUCGGCGUGCCCAUCGACUUUGUCCCCUUUGAAGAGUGGUGGAGGCCCUACCUGGCCGAGAAGCUCAGGGCGCAACGGGAAGAGGAAGCUCGCCUCGCCGCCGAGGCCGAGGCACGUCGACUAGCGGCCGAGGAAGAGGAGCGCAAGAGGCGGGAAGCCGAAGAGGCCGAGGCGAGGCGCAAGGCGGAGGAAGAAGAGGAGCGGCUGCGGAAGCAAAAGGAGGAAGAGGAGAGAGAGGCCGAGAGGCUGCGACUGCAGAGGGAGAAGGAAGCGGCCGAGGCCGAGGAGGCGGAGAGAAGACGGGUGCGAGAGGCCGAGGCCGAGGCCGAGGUCGAGAGGAAGAGGAAGGCAGAUGAGGAGGCGGCGUCGGCAUCGGCAGCGGCGGCGGCCGUAGAGCAGGCUGAUGGUGCCGCGCAGGCCGCCGACGGCGACAAACCUGCAGACGACGGAGAGGCAGCGGGGACUUCCGAGGCAGCACCGGCAGAUCUCACAGGCUCGCCAUCCGCCACUGCGGCUGCGGCUGCCGCCUCGACGUCAAGGCCCACUUCGCCCUCUGCUGAGCUGGCCGACGACCCUGCCGGCCCCGACGAACCACCGCGCUCGUCUCCUCUCGGAUCACCCAACCCGUCCUUCUCGUCGUUGCAAGCCCGGCCCACCCCUCCGGCCACAUCGGGCUUGCCGAGCCCGUCCAGCUCGGUGCCGCCCUCGAUCCGCAGCGUGCACCGGCCCAGCUCGCCCAUCGAUGGAUCCAGCUCCGUCGACCAUCAGCACCAGCAGCAGGAGCAAGACGGACAGACCGCGGCGCUGGGCACGACGCCGACCGCAUCAACGACCGGUCUGGCGGGACCUGGCGCAGGUCCAGGCGCCACGACCUCAGGCCCGGCGCCGAUCGACAGCCCGCUCAACCUCAGCGCGGCAGGCGACGACUUGCGACGACGGAGCAGCGCGGCAGGCGGCGCGCACGGCAGCGGCAGCAUGCUGGCCGAGCGGUCGAUGAGCGGGAGCAGCGCGGGUGGGCCUUCUCGCCUCGCGUCGCUGACCGACGAAAAGAACCUGUUCGGUGGCACGGUGCGUGCGCUCGACAUCCAGGGCGCCGGCGGCAAGGCCCGAGCGGGCGAGGCCGAUGGCGACAACGACUCGGACGGAUACGGACAGCCCUCGCCCCGGACGGACCACGCUGUGCCUGGAGGCUUUCAGCGGGGCACCUUCGGGACGGCGGUGGGCGGCGCACCGGCCCAGGCGGCAACGGCCGGCGGCGGCUUUGGCGUCGACUCGACGCACUCGAUCCACUCGGAACCGUCGACGGGCGCGGGACGGGUCUCGAGCGAAGGCUCGUCGAGCCAGCAGCCGCACGCGUUGCCGCCCGCGCAGCAGCAGCCGCCGGCGCAAGUGCAGCCACCGCCUCAGCUGUACCACCGGUCGUCGUUUGACGCGGCGCAGCUGGAGCGGGAGCGGCAGGAGCGGGAGCGGGCUGCGCGGAAGCGGUGGGAGUUUGGGAUCCGGGUGGGCGACCCGCAAAAGGUGGGCGAUCCGAUGACGGCGCACAUCGUGUACACGGUGCGGACGACGACCGACUGCCCGCGGUUCCGGGCGUCGCAGUUUUCGGCGCUGCGGCGGUACAAGGACUUUCGGUGGCUGCACGCGGCGCUGGUGCAGAACAACCCGGGCAUCAUUGUGCCGCCGGUGCCGGAAAAGGUGACGAUUGGGCGGUUCGCCGCCGAGCUGGUCGAGGCGCGGCGGCUGGGGCUCGAGACGUGCAUCAACAAGAUUGCGUCGCACCCGGUGCUGCAGCAGGACGACGACCUGCGGCUGUUUCUCGAGAGCGACAACUUUGGGGCCGACGUCAAGGCGCGCGACGCCGUCAAGGGGGCGAUUGUGACGCCCGAGCAAAAGACGCGCAAGUCGUGGGUGCCCGGCGUGGUGGCCAUGUCGUCGAGCGGGGCGACGCACAAGUUUCACGAAUUCGACGAGUGGUUCGAGACGCAGAAGGUGUACCUCGACUCGCUCGAGGGGUGCCUGCGGCAGGUGGUCAAGAGCAUCUCGGGCGUCUCGAACCAGCGCAAGGAGCUGGCGGGCGCUGUGGCCGAGAUGGCCAACGUGCUGGUGACGCUGGGCGGCAGCAGCCUGUCGCGCAGCGUGAGCACGUGCUUUGCCGGGCUGGCCGAGGUGCAGAAGCGGGCGUACGAGAUCGAGGAGCAGCUCGCCGAGGCCGACGUGCGCCAGCUGGGCACCGUCAUGUACGAGUACGAGAGGACCGUGGGCAGCAUCCGGAAAGCGUUUGCGACGCGGCUCGACGUGUGGCAGGCGUGGCAGCGGGCGUGCGACGAGCAGCACAAGAUGCAGGCGCGGUACAACAAGGUGCGGGCGGGCGGCUCGGGCGUGUCGUCGCACCACCUGUCUUCGCUGCUGUCGGACGUGUCCGAGGCCGAGGCGCGGGCGCUGGAGCGGGAGCGCGACUUCCACGUCGUCUCGGAGCGGUGCAAGAGCGAAAUGGAGCGCCUCGACCUCGAGCGCGUCGACGACUUUCGCGGCGCGCUCCAGGCCUGGCUCGACGGCCUCGUGUCGCGCCAGCAGGACGUCGUCGACGAAUGGGAGGCCUACCUCGCCCUCGUCGGUCGUCAGAUGGGCCUCAACCCGGCCGCAUCGGCCUCGGCCUCGGCCUCGGUCUCGGUCUCGGAGGGCGAGCAGCAGCCGUCGUCGUCGUCGUCGUAG